Molecule: messenger RNA, 586 nt
Organism: Trichechus manatus latirostris (Florida manatee)
Lineage: Eukaryota; Metazoa; Chordata; Mammalia; Sirenia; Trichechidae
Gene: TMA7
Product: translation machinery associated 7 homolog
Exons: 4
Coding region: 71-265 (64 amino acids)
Source: RefSeq, a predicted model, not a curated record
AGGCACAUAAGGAGGUGGGGUCGGGAGCUCGGUUUCCGGUGGCGGAGCUGGGGAAGGGGCGGUAGGCGCCAUGUCCGGCCGGGAAGGUGGCAAGAAGAAGCCCCUGAAACAGCCCAAGAAGCAGAGCAAGGAGAUGGACGAGGAAGAUAAGGCUUUCAAGCAGAAACAAAAAGAAGAGCAGAAGAAACUCGAGGAGUUAAAAGCGAAGGCCGCGGGGAAGGGCCCCCUGGCCACAGGUGGAAUUAAGAAAUCUGGCAAAAAAUAAGCUGUACAUUGUGACUGAGGCGAUGGUGACCCUUGUUUCCAUUCCUGUUUAAACAUCUGGAUUCCGUGCUAAAACAUCUGUUGCCACCUGUAGUUAGAAUGAAGUGUUGUCUUGGAGCCUGUUGUACAUUUAAGAAUAAACUUUUGUAAAAAAAAAAAAAAAAAUCAUACAGUGGUUCAUCUGUUUAGUUCUUCUCACUCAACCAUUCCUAUCUUAGCUGUGUGGACUAAACCCAGUCCAGAAUCCCACCACAGUCUGCUCUUCGAUCUUUGUUAUGCCCUGGAUUCUGUAUCACCUGGAAUUAAACCAACUCAUUUGAAA